CUCACUUUGAAGCCGCAGAUUUGCCGCAGAUGGCAUAAACUACUUGGCCGGACAAAUGGGGAGCGCUGAAGGUUCUCACCCGGUACAACGUUUAAGACAACAGGCCUGAGGGUGCCCAGUUGGGCGCGAACCUCGGCUCAGGGCGUCGUCUGAGAGGAAAAAUAUUUGAAAGAAUUAAUAGUCCCUAACACAAUAAGCGACGCGGUUCAGUUGGUGUCGAAAUAUUCAGUCGAACUCACCAUUUGACGUCUAAUUGGUGGAAAAGUUGGAAUACAGUUGCUGUAAUGUACUAUAUCUGUGCCGUUCUAACGCUGUUGAGUUUGGAUAUCGGAGCGACAUCGUACAAUUACACCAAAAUGUGGACUUAUGACGAUGAACGAACGUGGCCUGGCAGGAAGUGCAAGGAAGGUGGCAGACGGCAGUCCCCCAUCGACAUCAGAACUGAUGAUAUUAUCCACGACUACAAUGGAGUCGUCAUCCGCUACGGCACCCUCACCUUUACCGGCUACCGGGGCGUCCUGAUGACCGGCAUCAAUAACGGAUUGACUGUUCAAUUCAGUACAGAUGGGGACACGGCCAUCCACCCCAUCCUGUCUGGCGGGCCCCUGCAACACAGAUAUCGACUGGAGCAGCUACAUUUCCAUUGGCUUUCAGAACAUGCUGUCAAUGGCCGCAAAUUCCCGAUGGAGAUCCACUUCGUGCACGUGCGGACAGACCUUACGGUGGAGCAGGCUCUCAAGCAGAAGGACGGUCUCGCCAUCAUCGCCAUGUUUGGCAAUGUACAAGCCGUGCUCAACGAAGACCAAGAGGACCGCAUCAGCGAGAUCAUGGAAGUGAUACCACGACUCUUGCACACUGGAGAUAGAAUCAGCGGCGUUCUGCUUAAUCUCAUGAAGCUGAUGAGUCCAAACACGGAGCAGUACUACACGUAUUUCGGGUCGCUGACGUCACCAGAGUGCAAUGAGGUCGUCAUCUGGAUCAUCUUCGAGAACCCCAUCACCAUAUCUGAUGCCCAAUACCGCCUCUUCGGCAAGAUCGGCGAGAGCCGCCACAACUUCCGGAGCCUCCAGCCCGUGAUGCACCACCUGGUCUACAAACCCCGACCCGCCUCCGUCUGGAACACCCCCUACCUGGUCACCGCCAUACACGACUUCGUCGACCGAGUCGCUCAGUUCUUCAGAAACGUCACACGUUUCGUUAAAAAGGAAAUGAUAAAGCCGUGAUUAUAAAUAAAGUUGCUGGUUGUAAAUAAAAGAUUUCAUUGUUAACUCUUGUUUAUUUAAAUAA
Molecule: messenger RNA, 1287 nt
Organism: Pectinophora gossypiella (pink bollworm)
Lineage: Eukaryota; Metazoa; Arthropoda; Insecta; Lepidoptera; Gelechiidae
Product: putative carbonic anhydrase 5
Exons: 11
Coding region: 285-1223 (312 amino acids)
Molecular function (GO): carbonate dehydratase activity; zinc ion binding
Source: RefSeq, a predicted model, not a curated record